GCAUCUAUUCAAAUGGAAGCCAAAUUUUUUCGAUUUCUUAAGAUUGUGGGUGUGGGUUACAAGGCCCGAGCGGAAGCCGAAGGACGCAUGUUGUAUCUGAAAUUGGGUUACAGUCAUGAGGUUGAAUUGACCGUUCCUCCUGCUGUUCGGGUUUUCUGCUUCAAGAACAAUGUAGUUUGCUGCACCGGAAUUGAUAAAGAUAGGGUGCACCAGUUUGCUGCCGCUGUUCGUAGUUGUAAGCCACCCGAGGUCUACAAGGGAAAGGGUAUAAUGUAUGUCGACGAAGUUAUUAAGAAGAAGCAAGGAAAGAAGUCUAAGUGAUUGGAUAUCUCAAACCUUAUGCUGGAAAUUGGUAAUCUUCUCCAUUUGCUUUCUGGUUGUAAUCAAAAGAUUCUAGUGGCUUGGGAUUCUCUUUCAAACUAUCCUCAUUUAGGUUUCUUUGUCUGUACUUUUGCGGCUUUCCUGACUUUGCACUUUGGAUGUCCGGUUUCACCUACCUGCUAAACCACAGCGGAGAUGAAUUAAACCUCACGGCACACUAAAUUUAGAUGUUUCUGAUGAUUUAUUCUUGGACAGGACUAGCCUAUGAGAUCAUAGAAUCAUGCCUUCAAAAUCGCAUGUCAAUGCUUUAGUUGUCACUGAACUGAUAAGAAAUGAGGUAGGUGAAGGUCUAAUUGUAUACUGUGAGAAAGGAAUAAUUGUUGUACUGUGGUAAUGUACACAUUCUGAACAUGUUGAAAACUUUGAAGUUACAAUUUGCCUUAUAAAUUUGUUUCAUCAUUCGUGGAACAGUUACUUUUUGACUCA
Molecule: messenger RNA, 807 nt
Organism: Malus domestica (apple)
Lineage: Eukaryota; Viridiplantae; Streptophyta; Magnoliopsida; Rosales; Rosaceae
Product: large ribosomal subunit protein uL6m-like
Biological process (GO): translation
Cellular component (GO): ribosome
Molecular function (GO): rRNA binding; structural constituent of ribosome
Source: RefSeq, a predicted model, not a curated record